CGGGGGCGGCGUCACUGGGCUGCGCCCGCCUAGCGAGCAGUAGUCCUGCGGCUCUGGUCUGUGUCUGUGUUUUUUGUCGCGUCUCCCACUGCUCGUCGCCCCCGUUUCCAUGUCCCUGGUGGGUGCCGAACCCCAGAACAUCCCACGAACAUGGCCACUAGCUCGAGGGAGUCCUCGUUCUCUUCCUGCGCUUCGAACUCUGACCUGGAUGACGAGGGAGUGCGCGGCACCUGCGAAGAUGCUUCUCUUUGCAAGAGGUUUGCAGUGAGCGUCGGCUACUGGCAUGAUCCAUACAUCGAGCAUCUUGUGAGGCAGUCUAAAGAGAGGAAGGCCCCUGAAAUUAACAGAGGAUAUUUUGCUCGAGUUCAUGGUGUCAGCCAGCUCAUUAAAGCUUUUCUCCGGAAGACAGAAUGUCGUUGUCAAAUUCUCAACCUUGGGGCUGGGAUGGACACCACCUUCUGGAAGUUAAAGGAUGAAGGUCUUCUCCCAAAUAAAUAUUUUGAAGUCGACUUUCCAAUGAUAGUCACGAGAAAGCUGCACACCAUCAAAAGCAAGCCAUUUCUGUUCAGACCCAUCAUGGAGUUACACCCAGAGGACACUCUGCAGCUAGAUGGGCACAUGCUGGAUUCAAAGAGAUAUGCCAUCAUUGGAGCAGAUCUCCGAGACCUUUCUGAACUGGAAGAGAAGCUAAAGAAAUGUAACAUGAAUACACAAUUGCCAACACUCCUGAUAGCUGAAUGUGUGCUGGUUUACAUGACUCCAGAGCAGUCAGCCAACCUCCUAAAGUGGGCAGCCAGCAGUUUUGAGACGGCCAUGUUUAUAAACUACGAGCAGGUGAACAUGGAUGACCGGUUUGGGCAGGUCAUGAUUGAAAACCUCCGGAGGCGACAGUGUGACCUGGCAGGAGUGGAAACCUGCAAGUCACUAGAGUCACAGAAAGAACGGCUGCUAUUGAACGGGUGGGAGACAGCAUCUGCAGUGAACAUGAUGGAGCUGUACAGUGGGCUUCCACGGGCAGAGGUGAACAGAAUAGAGUCCCUCGAGUUCCUGGAUGAGCUGGAGCUUCUGGAGCAGCUCAUGCGGCACUACUGCCUGUGCUGGGCCACCCGCGGAGGCCAGGAGCUGGGUUUGAAGGAGAUAACCUAUUAAUCUGUUGAAGGUUCGUGCUGAGGUCGAAGUCGAAGUCUCUAGCCGAGGGACUGCCCUGGGCCCCUGAGGGAUGGGUAGUGUCAUCUCUAUUGUUGGCCCUGUUGCAUAUCCAGAACCCUUGGUUACAAAGGUGGUCACACCAGAUCCUGUUCCUGUCACUUAUCAUUGUUUAAAUAAAUCUCACUUGCCAUUUG
Messenger RNA from Myodes glareolus (Bank vole), 1343 nucleotides. It is a transcript of the gene Lcmt1, whose product is annotated as leucine carboxyl methyltransferase 1. Gene Ontology annotation, molecular function: protein C-terminal leucine carboxyl O-methyltransferase activity. Lineage: Eukaryota; Metazoa; Chordata; Mammalia; Rodentia; Cricetidae. Gene Ontology annotation, biological process: C-terminal protein methylation. The record is from RefSeq and is a predicted model, not a curated record. Gene Ontology annotation, cellular component: cytosol.